Molecule: messenger RNA, 948 nt
Organism: Penicillium macrosclerotiorum
Lineage: Eukaryota; Fungi; Ascomycota; Eurotiomycetes; Eurotiales; Aspergillaceae
Product: histidinol-phosphatase
Exons: 3
Coding region: 1-948 (315 amino acids)
Biological process (GO): L-histidine biosynthetic process
Cellular component (GO): cytoplasm
Molecular function (GO): histidinol-phosphatase activity
Source: RefSeq, a predicted model, not a curated record
AUGCCCUUCUCUCACCACAGCCACUCUGGGCAAUUCUGUCCUGGUCACGCCCAGAACUCCCUCGAAGAUGUGAUCCAGACCGCCAUCAGCAAGAAGAUGCAGGUCUUCUGCCUCACAGAGCAUAUGCCCCGCCAUGAAGAGGACUUCUACCCAGAAGAGAUCGAAGCCGGCCAAACCGAAGCCUGGCAUGAAUCCAAUGAAGCCGCCUACUUCGCCGAGGCCCUCCGCCUGCGCGCCAAAUACGCCUCCCAGAUCUCCAUCAUCAUCGGCUUUGAAUGCGACUGGAUCCGCCCCGCAUCCGCCGAUCUCAUCACUCGCUCCCUCGCCCGCUUCCCAUUCGAGUUCUUCGUCGGUUCGGUGCACCACAUGCACACCGUGCCGAUUGACUACGACCGGCCCAUGUACGAGCGCGCUCGCGAGCUGGCCGGCGGCUCCGACGAGCGCCUGUUCGAGGACUACUUCGACGCGCAGCUGGAGAUGCUGAAGCAGACGCGGCCGCCCGUCGUCGGGCACUUUGAUCUGAUCCGGCUGAAGAGCGAUGAUCCGGAGCGGAGCUUUCGCACCUGGCCGGGCGUGUGGCAGCGGGUGUUGCGCAAUUUGGACUUUGUGGCCGAGUAUGGCGGAUUAGUGGAACUGAAUGGUGCGGCGUUGAGGAAGGGAAUGAGUGAGCCGUAUCCGAAGGCGGAGAUUUGUCAGGAAUUUGUGGCGCGGGGUGGCCGAUUCUGUCUUUCGGACGAUAGCCACGGCGUGGACCAGGUGAGUCUGAACUUCCACCGCGUCUUGGAAUUCCUCGACGUCGCGGGUAUUUCAACAAUACAUUAUCUACAGCUGGUCGAGCCGUCGGGACAGGCGCAGGCGCCGGUGCCGGACGCGCGGUUCCCCCGAACGCAGAUCGCCGCUAUCUCCACAGAGGAGUUGAAACAGUUGCCCUUUUGGAAGACGGCAUGA